Messenger RNA from Penicillium brevicompactum, 1179 nucleotides. Its product is annotated as Zn(II)2Cys6 transcription factor domain-containing protein. The record is from RefSeq and is a predicted model, not a curated record. Lineage: Eukaryota; Fungi; Ascomycota; Eurotiomycetes; Eurotiales; Aspergillaceae. The coding region runs from base 1 to 1179 and encodes 392 amino acids. The transcript is spliced from 2 exons. Gene Ontology annotation, molecular function: zinc ion binding; DNA-binding transcription activator activity, RNA polymerase II-specific. Gene Ontology annotation, biological process: regulation of transcription by RNA polymerase II.
AUGGCCCGAAGAACCCAUAAAAAAUCACGGAACGGCUGCAUUGAAUGCAAGCGCCGCCACAUGAAGUGCGAUGAAAAAAGACCUAUAUGUUCCAACUGUGUCAGCUCUCAACGUCACUGCGAGUUUGCCGAGCCUUACUCUGUCGUGGAGGGCUCCCGCAGUGCAAGUCGUGAAGCAACGACCGCAUCACCCUCUACCGUAUCAACGCCUGGAGCUCUGCCUCCUAGGUCUGUGCCUGAGCCUGUCAUAUCUCCAGAAGAUGCUGCCGUGAACAUGCUUCAUGUUGAAUUUGUUCAUAACGUCUGCUCAGAAAGAAUGAAUAUUUUCAACAGCGUGGAUGCUGCUCUCGCCACCGUCUCAUUUCCCGACAUUCUACACCAUGGCCUGAACGCACCGUAUCUCAUGAACGAGUUGUUAUCUCUCAGCGCUCUUCAUCUCAGCAUCGUCAAACCGGAGAAGCAAAAGUUUUACCAACAUCAUUCUACCCAGUUGCAGAACUAUGCAUUGAGCUCUUUCAAUGCAUUAUCAUCGCAUAUCACUGAUGAAAACACCAUCCCAAUUUUUCUCUUUGCCGGCAUUCUGGGACUGCAUAAGUUGUGCGAGACCUUGGUAUUCCGCGAUGACAAUUUCGAAAACUUUCUUGAUCGAUUUGUGCAGUAUGUCAUCCUACAUUAUGGGGUUCGCACGGUAGCAGGUCAGGGAAGAUGGCAUCUCUUGCAACAAAGCAGUCUGAAGCCAAUUCUGGAGCUUGGGGAAAGGAUUCCCGCUCUGGACUCCACUUUGGGUCCAGUAUGCCAGGGUCUAUUAGACCGAAUCAGAGGCCUUGACUUGGAUGAUUCUAUCUUCAAGGUGUAUACGCAGGCCGUGCAAGCUGUACAAUCAAUGAUGACCUUGGUAGAAGAGCGUGCUCCCGGAAAACACAGCUUAGAUGUCCUGGCUGCAUGGUCUGUGCUUCUUCCCCGGGAAUAUAUUGACUUACUGGCAGAGCGAAGAUGUGAAGCCUUGGUUAUCUUUGCUUACUAUGGUGCUCUCGUUGAUACCCACAAUCAUCUGUGGAUAUUUGGUGACGGCGGUGAGUAUGUGGUCACCUCGAUCAGCCAGUAUCUUGGGGCACAGUGGGAGGAGUGGCUCCAAUGGCCACUUCAAAAUCUCACUGGGAAAGCCCAUGUACAUGUGUAA